Molecule: messenger RNA, 2063 nt
Organism: Metopolophium dirhodum (rose-grain aphid)
Lineage: Eukaryota; Metazoa; Arthropoda; Insecta; Hemiptera; Aphididae
Product: alanine--glyoxylate aminotransferase 2, mitochondrial
Exons: 9
Coding region: 434-1801 (455 amino acids)
Biological process (GO): glyoxylate catabolic process
Cellular component (GO): mitochondrion
Molecular function (GO): L-alanine:glyoxylate transaminase activity; pyridoxal phosphate binding
Source: RefSeq, a predicted model, not a curated record
UUCUGAACAACAAACGAUAAACAUACUGUUAUAAUGAAAAAUAUCCGGAAUAAAUUUAAAGGCAUUAAUAAACAUUAUACAACGUCAAGGCUGUAUCCCAAAUUACCUCCGAUUGACUUCAAACCUUUACCGUACAAAUAUUUGCACUCCGCACUACCAGCAGUUCGGACGUGCGUAACAUAAAAUAUUUACGGUGCCCGUAAACACUUGGAGCUCAUCGACGUUCGCGGUGUCAUGGUACCUCACCGUGCUCUGCAUGUGGAGGGAGACGGUUCAUGUUUCUUUUAUUCACUUUCGUAUCACAUGUAUAGCACCGUCUCACAUGCGCCUCAUUUACGGGCAAGUGUCGUACAAUACGUUUGUAACAAUUGGCAACGGUUUGAACUGUACAGCAUGAUGCCGUGUGGGCGUUUCUUACGAAAAAGCACAGUCUAUGCAAUUGGACAAUGUGUUUCCUCAAGUACAGAUGUACGAAGAACCUCUACUUUUACAUGAAGGUAAAAUGCAAUGGCUAUUCGAUCACACGGGCAAGCGAUACUUGGACAUGUUUGGAGGCAUAGCGACCGUUAGCGUAGGUCACUGUCAUCCACGAAUUACUGAAGCAAUCGCCGAGCAGUCGGGUAUUUUGGGUCACGUGUCCGGAGCGUACGAGCAUCCGAAAAUGUAUGAGUACGUGGAAGCGCUUGUAUCAAAAAUGCCAGAAGAUCUAAAGACUGUGUACCUGGUAAACAGUGGUUCCGAAGCCAACGAACUAGCGAUGCAGCUGGUUCGACUGCACACUGGAAACCAGGACGUGCUAUCCAUUCAGAACUGUUACCACGGUGUGUCCGGAAAUCUACAUGGGCUGACAGCAUUGGCUUCGGCCAAGUACAACAACAUGUCUGCUGGCCACUUCAUUCACCACGCGAUGUGCCCGGACGUGUUCAAAGGUAUCUGGGGCGGGAAGAAGUGCAGGGACUCUCCGGUGCAGACGCAGCGAUCUUGCGAAUGUGACCGGGUUCGUUGUCGCGCAGCUGACAAGUACUAUGAACAGCUGGAGGAUAUUUUCUCGUAUUCGAUACCCCGUGGCAAGGUGGCCGGGUUUUUUGCGGAGUCUAUUCAGGGCGUCGGUGGAAUCGUCCAAUUCCCGAGGGGUUAUUUAAAAAGAGUCUACGAGUUGAUCAGGAGCAACGGUGGUCUGUGCGUGGCCGACGAAGUGCAAACGGGCUUCGGUAGAACUGGCGAACACUUUUGGAAUUUCCAAUCACACGGCGUCACACCUGACAUUGUGACAAUGGCCAAAGGCAUCGGGAACGGUUUUCCGAUGGCUGCUGUCGUCACGACGCCUGCGAUUGCGCGGUCAUUGAAUGCGGGUUUUCAUUUUAACACGUUCGGCGGCAAUCCUGUUUCGUGUGCCGUAGGUGUGUCGGUUUUAAAGGUAAUCGACGAAGAAGGUUUGCAACACAACUGUUUGGACGUGGGCACAUAUUUCCUAGAAAAGUUGUGUGGCAUGAGACGUGAGUGGAAAAUAAUCGGCGACGUACGAGGCAAAGGACUGAUGAUCGGCGUGGAGUUGAUAGACGGCGAUCAAGACGAUAGUGACAAGGGUAUAAUUAAUCCACUAAACUGCAGAGCUAUUUCCCGUAUUAAAAACGAUUGCUUAAAAAUGGGACUUUUAUUUGGGGUCGGAGGAGUUCGAUCAAAUGUACUGCGCUUUAUGCCUCCUAUGUGUGUAACGAAAGCUGACGUGGAUUUCACUAUUGCAGUUUUGAGACGAGCUAUGCAAAAUUAUUACGAAGCUAAAUUCCGUAAUAAUCUUUAAAUAUAUUUUUAUUUGUAUAAAAUUAAAAUGCAUUUCAAUACAUUUUGCUUAAAAUAUGUUAUAUGCUUAUAUAGUGAAACUAUUCUUACUCUUUAAUAUGUUGACAACAUUUGAUUAGGUACCUAUUUAUUAAAAUAUAUUGCUUUAUAUUUAUUAUUAUAAUAAUUGUUAUAUAAUUUAUUUUAAACUAGGUCAGUAUUAUCAUGGAACACUUUAUAUCAAAAAAAUUAACGUUGUAGAAAAUAUAUAUUUCUUUUACAUA